Molecule: messenger RNA, 3417 nt
Organism: Lycium barbarum (goji berry)
Lineage: Eukaryota; Viridiplantae; Streptophyta; Magnoliopsida; Solanales; Solanaceae
Product: receptor-like protein EIX1
Exons: 1
Coding region: 448-3195 (915 amino acids)
Molecular function (GO): protein binding
Source: RefSeq, a predicted model, not a curated record
AUUAAUCUGAUUUGCUUGAAGAAGACGAAUAACGGUGAUGUACAGAGAGAGUUUGCUCUUUUUAAUUCCAGGUGUCACUUAGUUAUUUGCUUUCUUUUCAAAUCGCAUUUGAGGCUCACACUCUUUAAUUUUGUGAGAGAUUGUCACGGGAGUGUUUAAUAGACACAAUUAGAAUAUAGAUAAGGGGUUUAAUAGGUUAUGCCCUUAGUUGAGUUGCCUAAAUGAAAAAUAUUUGACAAGUUCAGGAGGCCGUAUAUGUAUUAGGCCUUUCUGGUAUAAUAUGCAAUUUCUGGGAAACCCGCAAACACACACAAUGCAAAAGACAAGUCAACAAAUUAUAAAUAGUCGCUUUCUGCUUUGAACACGCUGUUUAUCUAUUAUUUUGAAAAUUUUCUAGUAAAAUUUGCUCUGAUAAUCUUGAUUAUUGAUAAAAUUUAGUUACUGCUCAUGGAUGGUGUAACUUUACUUUUCCUUCUCAUUCUUGUAGUUAUUUUAGAUGGAUUUUCCUGUGCGCAAACUAGUUCUAUUUAUUCAGGCAUUCAUUGCAUUGAGAGUGAAAAAAAUGCUCUUAUCAAGUUCAGGCAAGGUUUCAAGAAUCCAUCACGGAGCAUGUUGUCUUGGAUGCUCGAGGAGAACUGCUGCAGGUGGGAAGGUGUUGAAUGCGACAAUUCAACCGGGCACGUGAUAACUCUUGAUCUGCAUAAACAGUUCUUGAAAGGUGAGUUCGGGAAUUCUUUGCUUGGCUUGCCUCAUUUAAGUCACUUAGAUCUGAGCCAAAAUGAUUUCCUCGGGGCAAAAAUUCCUAAUUUUGUUUCCCGUUUUAAGAACCUAGAGUAUCUCAAUUUGUCAAAAACCAAUUUUAGAGGAACCGUUCCUGAACAUCUUGGGAAUCUGUCACGCUUGCAGUUUCUUGAUCUCAGUGGUGAUUCUUCACUCCAGGCCAAUAACCUUCAAUGGCUUCAGCACCUCUUCUCUAUGAAGAUUCUUGACUUGAGUGAUGUUGACAUGAGCAUAGCGAAAAACUGGCUGCAUGACAUCAAUUUGCUAACUUCUCUCUUAGAAUUACGUAUGUCUGCUUGUCAGCUUGCUACGCUUCCAAAAUCGCUUCCCGCUUUUGUGAAUUUCACAUCCCUUCGAAUUCUUGACCUCUCAUUGAACUAUUUCAAUUCUCCAAUUCCUAGCUGGUUGUUUAAUACCAGCCAGAGUCUUGUUUAUCUUAAUCUCACAAGAAGUAAGCUGGGCGGUUUACUUCCAAAUGCCCUUGGAAACAUGCAUUCACUUAGAAUUCUUGAUCUGUCUGGGAACCCUGUCAACCAUCGACAUUACUUUUCUGAGCCCCCACUAAACUGGUUUACGGGCAAUUUACCACCAGCCCUGCCAUCAAAGCUGGAAUAUUUGGAUGUUUCUAAUAAUCAGUUUACGGGCAAUUUACCACCAGCCCUGCCAUCAAAGCUGGAAUAUUUGGAUGUUUCUAAUAAUCAUCUGGAGGGUCCUUUAGCAAAAAGCAUUGCACAACUUAGGCAAUUAGUUGUCCUCAAAGUUGCUGGGAACUCUUUCAAUGACUCGAUUACAGAACAUUUCUUAAAUUUCAGUGACUUGAGAGUGUUAGACUUGUCAUCUAACUCAUUUAUCCUCAAUGUAAGCGCAACUUGGAUGCCUCGUUUUCAACUUGACUUUCUAAGCCUGCAAUCUUGCCGACUUGGUACACAGUUUCCCCAGUGGAUUCAGACACAAAAGAAGUUGUCAUUUAUUGAUAUCUCUAACGCUAUGAUCUCAGGUGAAGUGCCUGAUUGGUUCUGGAAUGUUUCUGCGAAGGCUUAUCACAUAGACCUUUCGCAAAACAAUUUCAGAGGGGAAGUGCCUGAAUUCACAGAAAGAGUUCAUCUUACUAGAUUGGACCUGAGUGAAAAUAAUUUUCAUGGUCCUUUGCCUCAUUUUUCACCCAAGAUGAUGACCUUGAUUUUGGCAAAGAAUCUCUUUAAUGGUACAAUUGCCCCUGUAUGUGAAUCACUUGUCAUGAAUAAUUCUCUCAGUCUUCUAGACCUAUCUUCAAAUUCUCUAUCAGGUCAACUUUCAGACUGUUGGAGAUAUGGAAAGAAUCUGGAAGGAUUGAAUUUAGCCCAUAAUAACCUAUCCUGGGAGAUACCUCAUUCAAUUGGAGAUCUUGCUAAACUCUUCUUUCUGCAAUUGCAGAACAAUAGUUUCUCCAAAAAUCUGCCUUCAUCAUUGAAGAAGAUAACUGGACUAAAAAUUCUUGAUGUUUCUGAGAAUAGUUUAUCUGGAAAUACACCUCUUUGGUUAGGGGAGAGUUUAAAUACUCUAAUGAUUCUUAAACUAAGCAGAAACAAGUUUGACGGAAAUAUUCCCUGGCAGAUUUGCCAGCUGAAAUACUUGUAUAUGUUGGACCUUAGUUACAACGCUCUAUCAGGAAUUAUUCCAAGGUGUCUUGAAAAUCUCCACACCAUGUCCGGGGUAGAUCAGGCUCCUUCCUUUACUUAUGGACCCUAUGCAGAUUACAGAACUUAUGGCACGUUCGAUACUGGGCGGUCUUUGGUGUGGGAUCUUUCCAUGCCCUUGAAAAUAAUUGAUCUAGCGGAGAACCAUUUAUCAGGGGAAAUUCCCAAGGAAAUCACCAGCCUUUCUGCACUAGUGAGUUUGAAUUUAUCAAGGAAUAAUUUCACAGGAGUAAUUCCACGUGACAUUGGCAACUUACAAAAUUUGGAAUUUCUCGAUCUUUCCAGGAACAAGCUGUCAUGUACCUUUCCUCCCAGUAUCGCAGAACUUCCCAAUCUUGCGCUUGCGAAUUUUUCUUUCAAUGAUUUGACAGGAAAAAUUCCAUUUGGAAGUCAAUUCGCUACCUUCAAGAAUAAUUCUUAUGUUGGGAAUCCAAACUUGUGCGGAUGGCCACUCUCACGAGUCUGCUCGGAUCAUUUACUUGAGGACAUGAAUCACUGUAAUAAUGAGCAGGAGGGGCAGGCCGUUCAACACGGAGAAAACAACAACUGGCUCGAGGAAUUUUCGUUCUACAUUAGCAUGGGAAUUGGAUUCAAUUCAGGUUUCUGGGUAUUUUGGGCUACUCUAAUGUUGAAAAAGUCUUGGAGAUAUGCCUAUAUGAGGUGCCUGGAUAACAUGGGCAACAAGAUUUAUGUGUUUGCUGCCAUCAGAUUGAAAAAUAACAAGCAGCAAGAAGGGUGAGCAAGAGAAAACAUCAUAAGAUUGAAGUUUGUCCAGAGCGAGCUACUCCUUUUACCUUUCUGUAUCUUUUCUUAUAUUUGGUUUUGUAAAAUCUUCUUACUUAUUAUGUUUGUGUGUAUGCUUAGUUGCAUAUUUUCCUUUACUUUCUUCAUUUUCUUUUAUAAUAUUUCGGCUUGUGCAAUGAAAGUAGCUUGACACUUUCAGUUUUAAUGAAUCAAAUAA